Molecule: messenger RNA, 2148 nt
Organism: Coffea eugenioides
Lineage: Eukaryota; Viridiplantae; Streptophyta; Magnoliopsida; Gentianales; Rubiaceae
Product: beta-glucosidase 12-like
Exons: 15
Coding region: 1-2148 (715 amino acids)
Biological process (GO): carbohydrate metabolic process
Molecular function (GO): beta-glucosidase activity
Source: RefSeq, a predicted model, not a curated record
AUGGAAUUUCUGAUAUGGCUUAUUCUCCUAUGCCUCCUGUUUCUUGCAGAGGUGCAUGCCAUCGAUCGCAAUGCUGAACCUUUUUUUCCAACAUAUCGGAUACAUCAGUUCAAUAGGAGUAGUUUUCCUACAGGGUUCUUAUUUGGGGCCUCGUCUUCUGCUUAUCAGAUUGAAGGUGCAUGGAAUGUUGAUGGCAAAGGACCGAGUAUAUGGGAUGCCUUCACACAUAAAUAUCCAGAGAAGAUACAGGACCAUAGUAAUGGAGAUGUGGCCACGGACUCUUACCAUCUUUAUAAGGAAGAUGUUAGACUCUUGAAGGAAAUGAACAUGGACACUUAUCGGUUCUCAAUUUCUUGGCCAAGAGUCUUGCCACGUGGAAAAUUAAGUGGGGGUGUAAAUGAGAAAGGAAUUCAAUAUUACAACAAUCUCAUAGAUUACCUUCUUAUUAACGAUAUAUUGCCGACUGUGACUCUUUUCCAUUGGGAUCUUCCUCAAGCCUUAGAGGAUGAGUAUGGCGGUUUUUUAAAUCCUCGAAUUGUGAACGAUUUUCAUGACUUCGCGAAUCUUUGCUUCGAGAGAUUUGGCGAUCGAGUAAAACAUUGGAUUACCUUCAAUGAGCCAUCCAUGUACAGUAUAUAUGGUUAUGAUUAUGGGCAGAGUGCACCAGGUCGCUGCUCUUCUUGGAGGAACAGCAAUUGUACAAGUGGAGACUCAAGCACUGAACCAUAUAUUGUUUCACAUCAUCAGCUUCUAGCUCAUGCAUAUGCCGUAAAGUUGUACCAGACCAAGUUUCAGGGAUAUCAAAAGGGAAAAAUCGGGAUCACGCAUGCUGUUAUAUGGUUGGUUCCAUACUCCCAUUCGCUUGAUGAUCAUCGUGCUACUGUUCGAGGCCUCGAUUUUUCAUUUGGAUGGUUUAUGGACCCUUUGGUUUUUGGGGAUUAUCCUUCUUCAAUGAGAACUCUGGUUGGUGAUCGUCUUCCAAAAUUCACAAAGGAACAGUCUGAGCUCGUGAAAGGAUCUUAUGAUUUCAUUGGCUUAAACUACUAUAGUUCUCUAUAUGUUGUCGAUGCUAGUUUCCCCAUUCACAUCAAAAACAAAAGUUAUACAACAGAUUCUAAAACUAAUACCUCAGUGGAACGCAAUGGCAAGCUGCCUGGUGAACAAAUUGGAUCAGGCAGGGUUGUUUAUUAUCCCAGAGGACUUUGGAAGAUGCUGCUAUACGUAAAGAGAAAGUAUCAGAAUCCCAUUAUUUACAUUACAGAAAAUGGUAUUGAUCAGAGAAACAAUUCUACAAUGCCAUCGGAGGCAAUCAAUGACAAUUUCAGGAUCAAAUACUACCAUGGCCAUCUUUCUUUCCUACACAAGGCAAUCCGUGCUGGAGUCCAAGUGAAAGGAUUUUAUGGAUGGUCAAUAUUGGAUAAUUUUGAAUGGGGUUUUGGUUUUACGGUUCGUUUUGGACUCAACUAUGUGGAUUUUGAAAAUGGGUUGAAAAGAACUCCAAAGCUCUCCGCAAAGUGGUUCAAAAGGUUCCUCCAAAAAUCAGCCCAAAACCAUGAAGAAAUAAGAGAUACCAUGGCAAGGGGAAAGCGACCUGUUGUUCGCAAACCUUCCUCCUCUAGCACUGAGGAUAGUGAAGGGAGCGAGGAGACGGAGGUAAGUGAGGAAAUCGAGGAAAGUGAAGAAGAGGAACUAUCACCUUUGCCUCAACCUGCACCUAGCGACAAUGGGGGAGCACUUCGCAAACAUGUUAGUUUGGAAAUUGAGGUAGUUUAUCAGAUUUUUGAGGCGUUUAACCAAUUUGAUUGGGCACUGAUUCUCAUGUUGCCGACUUAUUACUACUCGGACUUGGUGCGCGAGUUCUAUGCCAAUAUUAUCAACAAGGCAAGCCAUAGGAGAGAGUUGGUGGACUCAUGGGUGCGCAUUAGUCGAAUUUACUUGACUCGUAGUCUUCUCGCAAGCAUUUUGGGGUGCAACAGCACGGGUCUAGUUGUUGAUCAGAAGAAAGGGUUUGUUGCUCCAAAUAAGAAAUGGGAUCCAUCACACGCCAUGUCUCGAUUUGGUCUUGAGUACCAGCCAUUCCGAUCUUCAAGGAAGGAGAGAUGGUCGCUAGUGUCUUCGACAUUUGUCAUCGCCUCAUUAUCUAUAUGA